Messenger RNA from Cladocopium goreaui, 1485 nucleotides. The record is from the annotation of a GenBank genome assembly. NCBI's taxonomy places the organism in Eukaryota, Dinophyceae, Suessiales, Symbiodiniaceae.
AUGAAUUCAAUUCUGCGCCAUGGAGUCGAGUGGAGGAGACUCCUUCAGGCGGGUGUUGUUGGUAUUAGCGCAGCAGUUGUUGUCAAGGUUUGUUGUCAACCGGAACUGCCAGAGUCAUGGCGGCAACGUCGGACAUUCACUGUGGUACCGGCUGACACCAAGGUGUUUGAUGCCCAGAACAAAGCUCUUCAAAUGGUUGCCAACGCAGCAGGUCUGGCCCUUCAUGACCUGCAGCGGGUUGUGCGGAGCAACUGGUGUGGGCUGGAGCUGAUUGCUGAGGUCAUCGCUGCAGCACCGGAGAACGACAAGAGGUCUUUGGCUGAGCAGAUGGCUCAACGUGCAAGACGCCAGAACUUGCUGCCGCAGGCCGACGAUGUUCAAAAUGCUGUUGCCUCGUCAAGGCCGAGGCCUGAGACGCGCCGAACGUAUGGUGUGGAUGUAGGUGGUGAUGCACCUCUAUACUUGGCGAGUGGACAUGAAGUAUCCGACAUCAAUGCAGCACUUGAGCAGCUGCGGGAUGAGGGUCUGGUGAUCUUGUCCGCUGAGGCGCAGCACGAGGAGGUCAGGAAAGCCUUGCGGCUGCCAGGCCUUGGGCGGCCAGUGCGGGAGGUGCCAAGCAGAGAAAUCCUGGCACUUGGCUGUUCUGCACCAUUGGAACCAUCGGCGGGUCGCCGGCAUUUCCUGCUACGAGGCACAGACUUCGCAGAGCAAGUGGUUGUGCCAUUGCUGGCCCCAAUCAUGCCGCUGUGCUAUCGAUACUUCAGCGAAAAUCGCCCGGAUGCAAGUCCAGGCUCUUUCCUGAACGAUGGCAACGGUCACUCGUGCUCACGUCUGUAUCUGUCUGAAUGCCAACUCUUGGUAUCCGAUCCUGGAGCGGUAAACCAGAUGUGGCACUGCGAUGCUUGGCUCACAGGAGAAGACAAAUGUGAAGGACUUACCGUCAUUUUGCCCUUGACAGAGGUGGAUGAUGAGUUGGGUCCCACAAACUUGCUUCCAGGCUCGCAUCUCUUCGCAGGCUUCAACCUUGGCGCCACCAUGAAGGGUCUCAAGGCCCUUGCGGCUGCAGGUGGAAGUGUGGCCCCAACACCACUUCGACCUGGCCAGGCACUGAUCUACGAUGCUCGCUUGAUGCAUCGCGGUCUAGCGAACAGCUCAUACAACCGGUGUCGAGUGGUAGUGGUGAUGCGGCUGGACAUGCUUGACACUCCACCACCUGGAGCAACGGUUUUUCAAACAGCCAUGAUCAGAGCUCUUGGAGUCUUGCUGCAGGGCCUAAGCUCAGUGUACAAAGUAUUGCCAAUCCCAAACCUGAGAACAGCCUGAUCAAAGCUCCCAUGAAAAAUGAGACAGCAAUGUUGACAAAAGCAGCAUUUUCCUCUCAUCAUUUCUUGAUGAAGAGCCCAAAUGGGCUCCUGGGCUCCUUAAUACUCUGUGAAGUCUAGAGCUCAAAGCAGCUUUCUGAUUUCUAUAGCGCCCUGACAACAA